Messenger RNA from Macrosteles quadrilineatus (aster leafhopper), 3956 nucleotides. Its product is annotated as cilia- and flagella-associated protein 57-like. Gene Ontology annotation, molecular function: protein binding. The record is from RefSeq and is a predicted model, not a curated record. NCBI's taxonomy places the organism in Eukaryota, Metazoa, Arthropoda, Insecta, Hemiptera, Cicadellidae. The transcript is spliced from 19 exons. Bases 1 to 3684 code for a protein of 1227 amino acids.
AUGGCUUCUUUUCAAGGACUAGCACCCAGAAUAUUCUGGGGACUUACAACAAGUAUCAAAGGAAACAUAAACUAUGUAUCUGACUUGGAUGUGCUUUACCCAGCAGGUGGAGUACUAGUGAUUCACAACUAUGUACAAAUGACACAGUUCUACAUCAAACUGCCCGAACCUCAGAAAGUGCUGAACAUAAUUUGUGUCAGCCCUAACAAAAAAAUAAUAGCAAUUGCUGAGGAGGGAGAUAAACCAUGUAUUUCACUCUACGAUGUAAAAUCUAUGAAGAGGAAAAAAGUGCUGGGACUUCCAUACGAGUCUUCAGCAAAGGAGUUUGUUAGCAUCGCUUUCACGUUUGACAGCCGAUACUUGGUGGCUGUGGUGGGAGAGCCUGACUGGAUGAUGUUGUUCUACAACUGGGAGAAGGGCAAGGUUGAAAGUCAAACUCGAGCGAACAACCCACCAGCAAAUACUGGCCCUGUUACACAGGUGUGUCCUAACCCCACCGACGGCGCAGUGGUAGUAAUUGUGGGUCCGGGCUUGUUUCGUCUGAUGAGCGUCUCGGACACUGUGUGGCGGCAGUACGGCUUCCAGAAGGCGGACAAGAUGCCUAUAAAAUGUGUCUGUUGGAUCACACCUGACCGCGUGCUUGCCGGUACUGAAGAUGAUCGACUCAUCGUCGUGGAAUAUGGAGACUUACGAGGCCGUUACAGAGCCAGUGUUAUCUCAGAGUUUGAUGUGCAAGUUCUAGAAGAUCAGCCAGGAGCAUACUCGUACAACACUGAAUGCAAGAUCGAUAGUGACAAAGAGGUGACUUGCGUCCUCGCCUUCUCUAAUGGUUUCGCAUACUCAAUAGCAAACUACAUCAUCGUGUUUGAGAAGCAGACAAAAUACAGGUAUAAAAGAAAGAACGUCUACCGCAUCGGCGGGAUUGAGAUUCGUGGGGAAAUGUCCGAGGAAAUGAACACAAUACGUAAUCUCGCUGUGAAUCCCGCUCAGGAUAGGAUCCUAGCAACUACGCAGCAAAGCCAGAUAUACUACGCAGCCUUACUGCCUGCAGACGCCCCUGCUUCCGCUGCAGAUGCUAUGACGGUGAUGGAUUGCCUGGGUGAGUCGCUGCAUCACGGGCCAAUCGCUGGUCUCGCCACUUGCGCCUGGAAAACUAUCUUCAUGACUUGCGGAGAGAUUGACCGCACGGUUCGAGUGUGGGAUCUGACAACCGAGUCGCUCAUUCUCACCAAACAUUAUCAAGAGGACAUUUUCUCUGUCGCUUUACACCCAACCGGGCUUUACGCAACCGUGGGAUUCUCAGAUAAGUUGAGGUUUAUGUUGGUUCUUCUUGACGACCUCAACACAAUCAGAGAGUUCUCUAUCCGCACUUGUCGUCAGGUCGCGUUCAGCAACACUGGCAACAUGUUUGCAGCCGUCAACGCUUCUACCAUUCAGGUGUUUUGUGUCAUCACCUUCCAGUGUGUCUACUAUCUCAAGGGGCAUAAUGAAUACGUUCGCUCGUUAGUUUGGACUCCGGAUGACAGGAGUUUGUUCUCUUGUGGGAGUGACGGCGCAAUUUACGAAUGGAACACUUACGACGGGACCAGAGCUAACGAUGUUAUUACAAAGCAGUGUGACUACAUGGGUCUGGCGACUUCGCAAGAUGGUAAACUAGUCUACGGUGUUGGAUCUGACGGGCUUUUGAAAGAAAUUAACAAUGCAGAGAUAUUACGGGAGGAGAGUCUUCACCACUCGUGUUUGUAUGCAGUACAGCUCUCUCGCUCUGACCAGAUGAUGUUUUGUACGGGAACUAAAGGAGCGAUUCUGUCCGUUCGCUACCCUCUACUCAGACCACCGGAGUUUGCUGAGUUUUUCUUGCAUAACAACCCUGUGACAAUGAUAAAACUGAGCUAUGAUGAUCUCAAUUUGAUAUCAUGCUCAAACGACGGGACGAUGUGUAUUUGGAAACUGAUCAACACAGACCGCAAAUGCAUCAAGAUGGAUCCUGAUUUCUCCUAUUCUAAAGAGAUUUUAAUCAACAAAGAAGAUUUGGGUGAAAAAAUUCAGCAAAUAAAGUAUUUAGAAAAUCUGGUGAAAUCACUUGAAACGGAUCAUGCGUACCAGAUAAAAGAGAUGGAGACUGAGCAUUCAAACAAAGUACAAGAGCUCCACAACGGCUACUGUGCAGCGAUCCAGAACCUCAAGGAUAAAAAUCAGGAAUUGGUAGCAGAGCACACUGUGGAAAUCAACAAAAUGAACAGCAACAGUCUUGAAAUGAAAAGAGAACAUAUGGCAGCCAUGGAAAAACUUGAAUCCAACUACAAUGCAAAACUGAUCGUGGAAUAUGACAAAUACGCAGCGUUGGAUGAAAAGGAUAAAAUACUUCGAGAUAAAUUGCUUAGGCAGAUUGAUGAGCUAACCAAAUCAAAGGAGCUAGCAUUAAAGAGAAUGGCUGAAGAAUACGAAGAGAAACUGAAGGCAAAAGAUGCCAUCAUCCAAGAGCUUAAUGACACACAAAAUCUACACAGUGUUGAACACGAGGAAAUCAAACGACAAAUAGAGGAAGACGCUGACCAAGAAAUCAUCGAUCUGAGGACAAAGUUUGAACAAGCUUUGCGAACGGAGAAAGACACGAAUGUACGACUUCGUGGAGAAACUGGAGUCAUGAAAAAGAAAUUCCUUGCGGCUCAAAAAGAAAUUGAUGAGUUAAAACAUCAAGUUUCGGCCCUUCAUAAUGAACAUCAGCAAUUAAAGGUCGAAAUAGUCAAUAGGGAACAAGACAUCACCAACUUGAAGAAGGAGAUAUUCGAGAGGGAUUACACGAUUACAGAAAAUGAACGACGAUUUUCAGAGGUUAAGAAUAAGAAUCAAGAGUUGGAUAAGUUCAAGUUUGUACUCAAUCACAAAAUAAAAGAACUUAGAAUGCAAAUACAUCCUAAGGAGGAAGAGAUAAAACAAAAGAAGGAACAAAUUCAAGAUAUGGAGGAAGAAAUCAACGAGUACCAGCAGAAGGAGAGCAGCCUCCAACUGGAGAUAGCUGAACUGAAGGAGGGCGUGGGACUGAGAGAAAAGGAUUACCAGAAAGAGAAAAAACUGAACAAAGAAACACAAGCGAUCCUUCGAAGGAUAAGAUACGAGCUGCAUGAGUUAUCAGCUCUAGUGCAAGAACCCCUGGAGCUAAAGAGAGCAGUGAUAAAUCUGUACCACAAAUAUAGCGAAGGAAAACAGUUUGAGCACAGCAGACAGGAAGAUCGAGAUGCUCAAAACGAGUUCUUACGACAGCGUGACCAUCUCGAGCGCACAGUUGAUGGCCUCAAGAGAAAACUUUACUACAAGGAAUCAACCAAGAAGAACACCACUGAGAAAAUAAUGAAGGAUAACGUCAUACUUAUUGAAGAGGUGAAUGCUUUGCGGAAGGAGUUAGUAGAUUGUAAACGACACGUCAAAGAUCUCGAGAGUAUUGUGGGAAUGCACAAGUUCAUCACUCCACGAGAAGCACAGAAGAAACUUCAGAUGGCUGUUCAAACCAAGGAGAGCAUCCACGAAGAGUACAAGUACAAGAUAAAGGAACUGGAAGAUCAAAUUGGCGUUCAACAGAAUGAAAUGGCCCAGCUGAUAGUGAAAAAUAAACAGCUUGAAGAAAAGUUGAAGAAAAAGGUACAGCUGGAAGAAAAACCCAGUUUGAGACCGUCAGAAGCCUAAAUAUUAAGCUGAAUGUUUUUAUUUUAGUUAAUAUUAUGUUAAUUUUGUGUGUUGUUUUAUUGUAUAAUACACGACUAUUUAUAUCAUUGGAAAAUUUAUCUUUUGCAUAUGAGUAACUCCGUUACAGAGAGUGAUAAGUUUGGAUGAGGUUUAGAGAACAUUCUAAAUAUUAGAUACACGCGAUAUGUAAGGGAGUGACACAGUCCUUAUCAAGACUUCUUAGUUGUUGUAACUAUUUAUCAUAAUUACUUUAAGCACUAAUGAAGGUUUGC